Messenger RNA from Chelmon rostratus (copperband butterflyfish), 2505 nucleotides. RefSeq names its product BOP1 ribosomal biogenesis factor (gene bop1). The record is from RefSeq and is a predicted model, not a curated record. Gene Ontology annotation, cellular component: PeBoW complex; preribosome, large subunit precursor. The transcript is spliced from 15 exons. NCBI's taxonomy places the organism in Eukaryota, Metazoa, Chordata, Actinopteri, Chaetodontiformes, Chaetodontidae. Gene Ontology annotation, biological process: maturation of LSU-rRNA from tricistronic rRNA transcript (SSU-rRNA, 5.8S rRNA, LSU-rRNA); ribosome biogenesis. The coding region runs from base 10 to 2286 and encodes 758 amino acids. Gene Ontology annotation, molecular function: ribonucleoprotein complex binding; protein binding.
UGCUGUGUGAUGGAGGAGAGCUGCAGCAGAAACAUGCGGAGCACCGAACAGAGGGAAGAAGCAAAGAAAGUGCGACAGAAAACUGCGAAGAAGAGGAGUCAAGAAGGGGAGGGAGAGGAGCAGGAUGAGAUAUUCAACUUCAACAAGAAGCCUGCUGAGGAGGAGGAGGAGGAUGAAGAUCUGUCAGACAGCGAGGACAGCGUCUACUCAGGACUGGAGGAUUCUGGGAGUGACAGUGAGGAUGAUGAGGAGGAAGAGAAGGGAUCAGAUGAAGAAGAAGAAGAAAAUGAUGAUGAUGAUCUGAAAGUGGAGCGAAAGCAUGCUGAGCAGGAGGAGGAGGAAGAGGAGGAGGAGGAGGAGGGAGGAGUGACAGAAAGAGAAGAAGAAAAGCAAGAAGACGAGUACAAAUGUGACUCUUCAGACGAGGAGGACAUCAGAAACACGGUGGGGAACAUUCCCAUGGAGUGGUACAAAGACUUCCCUCACAUUGGCUACGACCUGGACGGGAAGAAGAUCUACAAACCAAUCAGGAACAAGGAUGAGCUUGAUGACUUCCUGGACAAAAUGGAGAACCCAGACUACUGGAGAACGGUCCACGAUAAGCAGACAGGAAGUGACAUCGUCCUGUCGGAUGAGCAGGUGGAGCUGGUGAAUCGUCUGCAGAGGGGACAGUUUGGAGACGUCAACUUCAACGAGUACCAGCCUCAGGUGGAGUUCUUCAGUAAAGACCUGAUGCUCCACCCGGUUACCAACAGACCAGCAGAUAAGCGCAGCUUCAUCCCGUCUCUCAUUGAGAAGGAGAAAGUGUCCAAACUGGUUCACGCCAUUAAGAUGGGUUGGAUCAAACCUCGGCGACAGGAGGAUGACAGCAGGGGGCGCUACUACGACCUCUGGGCCAGCGAGGACUCUUCCAUUCUGGCCAAGCACAGGAUGCACCUGCCCGCCCCUAAAAUCCCUCUACCCGGUCACCACGAGUCCUACAACCCUCCACCCGAGUACCUGUUCACCGACGAGGAGCGAGCUCUGUGGGAGCAGCAGGAUCCGUCAGACAGAAAGUUUCCGUUUGUUCCCAGGACGUUCUCGAGCCUCCGUCAGGUUCCUGCAUUUCCUCGUUUCAUCCACGAGAGGUUUGAGCGCUGCCUCGACCUGUACCUGUGUCCCCGACAGAGGAAGAUGAGGGUGAAUGUGAAUCCUGAGGAUCUGAUUCCCAAACUUCCCAAACCAAAAGACCUGCAGCCGUUUCCCACAACACAGUCUCUGGUGUAUCGUGGUCACAGUAGUCUGGUUCGUUCCAUUAGUGUGUCUCCAUCAGGACAAUGGCUCGCUUCAGGCAGUGAUGACGGUUCUGUGAGGUUCUGGGAGGUGCAUUCAUCUCGUUGUUUGAAGACGGUUCAGGUGGGCGGAGCUGUGAAGAGCGUCGCCUGGAACCCAAACCCAUCUGUCUGUCUGCUGGCUGUCGCCCUGGACUCGGUGGUCCUGAUCCUGUCUCCAUCUUUGGCAGACAGACAGGUUGUGUCAUCGUCAGAGCGACUCCUGUCAGGUCAACAGGAGGCGGAGCCUACAGAGGGGCCAGGUUCUGUCACCUGGACCGAAGGGGAAGGGGAGGAGCUCACCCAGGGGAUCCACCUCAAAAUACAGCAUCCCAAAGCCGUUCACCAGGUGGUGUGGCACGCUAAAGGAGACUACCUGGCGUCAGUGAUGCCAGAUCACUCGAGCCACCUACAGGUGUUCAUCCACCAGGUGAGCCGGAGGCGGAGCCAGAACCCCUUCCGGAAGAACAAAGGUCUGGUUCAGUGCGUGUCCUUCCACCCUGUCAGGCCCUACUUCUUUGUGGCGACGCAGCGCGCCGUCCGGAUCUACAACCUGGUGAAACAGGAAAUGACCAAAAAACUACAGGCCAACUCCAAGUGGAUCUCCAGCAUGGCUGUCCACCCUGGAGGUGAUCACGUGAUCUGCGGGAGCUACGACUGCAGGCUGAGUUGGUUUGACCUCGACCUCUCAACCAAACCCUACAAGAUGCUACGCCACCAUAAGAAGGCGGUGAGGGGCGUGGCCUAUCACAGACUCUACCCGCUGUUCGCCUCGGCGUCUGACGAUGGAUCCGUCAUUGUUUGUCACGGAACAGUUUACAAUGACCUGCUACAGAACCCGCUGAUUGUCCCGGUGAAGGUUCUCAGAGGUCAUACCAUCACUCAUGACCUCGGCGUCCUGGAUGUGACCUUUCACCCCACCCAGCCCUGGAUCUUCUCUUCUGGAGCCGACGCCACCGUACGCCUCUUCACCUAGCAUCCUGCACCCCAGCAACCAGCCCGCUACCCUGGCAACCAGCUUGGCCAUGCUGUACCUGUGUGGAGGUGGUCAUAUUAACGUGUCUGUGGUAUCCUAGCAACCAACGCUGGGGAGUGGUCUGAAGCAACACUGCUGGGAUACCACACACUGCAGUUUUUCAUGUUUGACCUCGUCAUGUUUUUCAGUCUUAGUGUUUGUUUUAAUUAAACUGAAACU